GAAAUAAUUACAAAAUAUCAAUCGGUUACUAUUCCGGAUCGUCAAAGUUUCCGGGAAAAAGAGGAAGAAAGAGAAGGAGAAGAAGAGAAAACGGAGACAGAAACAGAGGAAGAGAAUGGGGGCAUCGUCUUCGACGGAGCAAGUUUCGGUGGAGCAACGCGAGGCCGAAAGCUUAGCGGUUUCAAUUGGAGUUCUUCCUAUGCUUCAGAAAGCUUUCUCUGUGCUCGCCGAUCCACAAACAAAUACCAUUCCACUCCGCUCUCUUCAGCAAUGCUUUAGCUUGGUCUUUGAGAACCCAACAAGUGAAGCAACUGCAAUUCCACCAAACUUUCAGGGGUUGUUGAGUCAUCUAGGUUCUUCAAUAGUUGACCUAUUUUUCUUGGCUGACAAAGGAGGAGUCAGUUGGAUUGAGUUCUUGAAAGGUUAUGUAAAGUGCUGUGGUAGGAUGUCUGCUUCAACAUCAUUUAAUAUGUUAUUCAGAGUAUUUGCAAUGGCAGCUGUGAAGGCAGAUAUUUCUGCGAAGCUGCUGUUUGAAUCUGAUGAUUCUGACUGUAAGAUGAGUGGGUUUUUAACUCCCACUGAUGUACUCAUGCUUCUCUGGAUGUGUUAUGUAAUGUCGUUGAAUUCUAAAAUUUUGAAGUCUUUUGGAGGGAAAGGAGAUUAUAGUCUUCCGGAUUUAAGUCAUUUAGUACUGUCAGCUGUUUUAUUGUGUGCCGAAGUUGGCAAUGACUUGAAUCCAUGGGACUGUGAUAUCUUGAGCAUGGCUGUGCCACUUCCUGCAGGAAAGAUUCAUAUGUGGGCCUUGAAAACAGUCCCAAGCCUUCCUGAUUGCUUUACACAAUUUGUCCAUGGAAGAAUCCAGAAAACCAUUACACAAAAGAAUGAGUUGGAGCCAUCAUGCUUAUCAGGCCAUGAUCUUUCUGCAACAGCGGUAUGCAAUACUAAUCUUCUAACCCAAGGAAGGGCCUGGGCCAUUUCCCUUACUCUGAGAGGCACUUUAAGUGAAGAGAUUUUGAAAGCAUGCUUCCCCAGCUGCAGUGAUGGAACUAGUGAUAGCCUACUUUAUCGGUCAUCUUUUCAUGGGAAAGGUUUGAACCGGUUCUGGUCAAAUGUUGAAGGUUAUAAUGGUCCCAUGCUAAUUUUAGUUGCUGCUAGUUUGGGAGAUGUUCAUGACGGUGAUGGCAAUGUCAAGAAAUGGAUCCUUGGUGCACUUACUCAUCAAGCUUUUGAAAAUAAAGAUAUGUUCUAUGGAAGCUCUGGCAGUCUAUAUGCUAUAAGUCCAGUGUUUAAUGUGCUCUCAUCUUCUGGGAAGGAGAAGAACUUUGUGUAUAGCCACUUGCAUCCUACUGGUAGAGUGUACGACCCCCACCCAAAGCCUGUGGGAGUUGCAUUUGGAGGAUCUAUUAGGAAUGAGAGAAUUUUUAUAGAUGAAGAUUUUGCCAAAGUUACUGUUCGCCAUCAUGCAGCUGACAAAACUUACCAAUCUGGUUCCCUUUUCCCUAAUCAGGGGUUCUUACCAGUUGAAGCUUUGGUUUUGGAUGUGGAAGUAUGGGGGUUAGGGGGGAGAACUGCCAAGGAAAUGCAAAAUAAAUACAAGAAGAGAGAAGAACUUUUCACCGAACAGAGACGCAAGGUUGACUUGAAAACAUUUUCCAAUUGGGAAGAUUCACCUGAGAAGAUGAUGAUGGACAUGACCUCUAAUCCCAAUAGAGUUGAGCGGGAAGAUCGUUAAGCUGGAUCCUAUUUGAACAUGAAUGUGUGAAUGCUGUUGUACAUAACUACGAAAAGUCAUGACGCAAAUAUUUUAUUUCGUAAAUGUGGUUGUCUGCAUGUAAAAGACCCAAAGACUGCACAGCCAGGCUGCUUUGUGAAGGAUAUAGGAUAACAAAAGCUCCUUGUAGAGCGCGUCAGGUUGGGUUUGUUUUGCCAAUCAGGGAGCUAUCAUACCAACUUGGUAUGCAGAAUCUGAAUGUAGCUAUUGUGAUCUCACUCUCAGAGGCGUAAAUUGUUGCAGUAGCAAUACAGUAUUGGAUGUGAAAUUUGUAUAAUAAAUAAUUGUAUGGAAAAGCAUUUUGGUUUGUGGUGGGUUUUGAUAAUUUGGCUGGGGCUAUGGUUGUCAAGCCAGCCGCACCAAGGUAUUUUUUGUUGUGUAUGAUGUUGCAAUUAGCAGAUCCAGGCUAAUUUUUAGAGCUCUUGGAGGUCGAA
Camellia sinensis is the source of this 2205-nucleotide messenger RNA. RefSeq names its product TLD-domain containing nucleolar protein. The record is from RefSeq and is a predicted model, not a curated record. Lineage: Eukaryota; Viridiplantae; Streptophyta; Magnoliopsida; Ericales; Theaceae.